This is a messenger RNA of Zea mays, 6500 nucleotides long. RefSeq lists its product as uncharacterized. NCBI's taxonomy places the organism in Eukaryota, Viridiplantae, Streptophyta, Magnoliopsida, Poales, Poaceae. The record is from RefSeq and is a predicted model, not a curated record. Gene Ontology annotation, molecular function: nucleic acid binding; zinc ion binding. The coding region runs from base 11 to 2809 and encodes 932 amino acids. The transcript is spliced from 2 exons.
CAAAAAGGGAAUGGACGCUCUCCCCGUCCUCGCGGCGGCUAGCACCGCACCUGCCGCCGCUGCCGCUCCCCCCGCCUGCUCGCCGGAAAACCAACCCCAACCCCUCCAUCACCCCAUUGAUCAGGCCUCCAUCCUCCAGAGCCACCCUGCCUCGGUGGAGAUUCCAGCAUUCGACGCGGACGCCCGCAUUCCCAGAUCUGACUCCGGGACUUCUUCUUCGACGCGGUCCUGCCUCAAGCCUGCCGCCGGUUCGUCGACAGCUAAGGCCGCCUGCACCAGGAGAGUUAGGUUCGCCGAAUCAGCUCUGUCCGCCGACCAAUCUCAUCGUUCCUGCUUUGACGCGUCUGCUGCUCCAACGAAAAUCACUCCGCACGGCCGGGAUGGGACUGCUACCCACCGACUUCAAUACCCAGGCCUGCGUCCCAUCACUCCUCAACGCAGCAAAUCCGCGGAAUCCGGCGCUGAAGAUUUGCCUGGCUGGACAACGGUCCAUCGGCGACUCCGCAAGAGAUUCAAUUCGCCUGCGACUUCAUUGAAGCCAACAACCGAGCAUUCAAGGUUCCGCCAUCUGGACAACAAAAAUCUUAAGGUAAGCCUGAGAGGUAAAUGCUUCCGAUGUCUGGCCAGAGGGCACUACGCCAUUGAUUGCAGGGAUCCGUUGAAAUGCUUCAACUGCGGCGGCCCUGGACACAGAGCCUGGCAAUGUCCCAAGAAGAUUAGUGCUGCUGCUUCUACCCCCUCUGCCUUCCCACCACCUCCCUGCUUCGACAACGUCAACUUCCCUCCUCUGCGCCAAGUCAACAUGGUGAAGCCUGGCAACCCCAUGGAGCGCCCGCAGGAGACUUUCGCUGUUGCCGCGUCCUCUCGGGACAUGGACAGCGAGCUGGCGCGGUUGAGCACCCACGCGGCAUGGGCCUGGCUCGGCGGCGUUCGACCGGCGACAAGCACCAACACAGUAAGAAGGGCUUUCUGCUCUAGGUUCAGGAUGCGCGAAGAAGACAUCAAGGUGGUGAGACACUAUCCAGAGGACUUCCUCGUCACCUUUGAACACCAGCAUCACCGGGACACGGCUGUGGCGCAGCGCGACUUCACCUACAACAACAUCGACAUCCGCGUCAGGCCGUGGCAGCUCCCCGUCCACGGCGACCACAGCGUCUUCGGCUCCCACGUGCGCCUGUGCCUGGAAGGCAUCCCUCUGCACGCAUGGAACGAUGGCAUCGCCAAGCGUGCGGUGGCUAAGUCCUGUGUGCUGGACUACGUUGAAGCCCAGUCGCUGCGAAUGGAGGAUGCUACGACGCUCAAUCUGUGGGCGUGGGCGCGAAACCCGUCUGACAUACCUAAGGUAACGUGGCUGACCAUUGUUGACAGGAGCAGCACUGCCCACGACGCGACACCGGCGGGGCGUAGCGGCUUAACCUUCAGGGUCAUCGUCCACCUUGAUAUGGUGGAAGACCCCCCUACCAGGGAUGGCCAUGGGCAUUCACGUGCGUAUGAUUGGAGGCUUGGUGUUGUUGACGGCGAGUGCGAACCACGUGACCGUCACGACCCUCCACCACCUCGCAGCAACCGUCGCAGGGAUGAGGAUGGUGAUAGUGACCGUCGUGGUCGCCGCCCAGGACGCGACGACAGUUGGAGCUCCCGGCUCUUUCGUAGCAUCUCGCGGGCUCCCAGGGACCGCGAGCGGGAGCGCUCGGGGUCGCGCCAUGGCCAGCGCCAUGACUCACCCAGGCGGCGUCACCACCUCGACGGCGAUCAGCAACUUCGUCACCACCUUCAUGGCGAUCAGCAGCCUCGUCAUGCCGGAGGCACGUCGUUGGUUACGCCACAUGUUGGCCGUGACCCGGCGAUUGGUCGUGACCCGGCGAUACGUGGACGCAGCCGUGUGCGCCGUUCCACCCGUGUUGCUGUCCGGCGUGGCCGUUCAGCGACCCCCCCACGGCAUCCUGCUCGCCCCAGAUUUCCACCAAGCGCCUGCAGUCCCGGCAUCCGCAGCUCACGCGGUGGUGGCAACGACGGUUCUCCGCGCCCUGCUGUGAAGGCUGCAGCUCUUCCUAAAGGUCGUUACCGCGUUGGCUGCGUGUACCGAAGGCGACCGCGCUUGGUGCCUAAGGGCCAAGUCGAUCCGGUCCCUGGGGCUGCUGCUGGCGACAGCAACCUUGCUGUCUGGGAUGGCAGCAGGAUGAAGUUCGCAGACAACGUAAGUCUCAUCCCAGUGCAGCGAGCAUUCACAACUAUUCUUGAUUCCCUUCCAACAUGCCCUGCUAUGCAGCUACUGCCUUUGGUGCAGUCUGAGGAGGACCAUGUGCUGUUAGGCUCUCCCUGCAGCACGGUUGCUGCGGGCUACAACGCCGAAGCUGUAAAGGACUCCAAUGUCGACGCUUCCUCUCGGAUGAUAGCUGCGGUGCAUGAACCUUCAACAGAUGUUGCUGCGGUGUCAACCACCGCGCAAAGCCAUCUACUCAACACCAUAUUCACCAAGCCCUCGCCUGCCAUACUCGAGCGACCAGUGCUACAUCCUUCGGAGGGGGUAACAACACCAGCGACCACUCUGUCUACUAUUCCUGCAGCACCUGCUAGAAGAAUCAAGCAGCGACACGGCUUCAACCUUUCGACGGAAUUUCAGGAUUGGUUCAAGAAGCCACUGACUGUGGAGAUGGGGACGGCCCUAGAUGCUCUGUUCAAUCUGGAUACGCCAGACACAGUUCGCCUCGACAAGGCCUUGCUGGGAAUUGCUGGAGAUGCUAUAGCUGAGAUCCAAGAGGAGGUGGACGCCAUGCAUGCAGAGGCCAGAGCAGUUACUGCGGCUUGAUUGAUGGCUGUUUUAGCUCCAUGUUAGAUGAUGAGGGUCUGCUUUUGUUAUGUCAAUGAGUCUCAGCUCAGUUUCUACUACUUUUGUGAGCACCCUGGACUGUAUUGGGUUGCUGUUUUGCUUCAGACCUAUAACAGCCAUGCUUGUGUUGGCCCUGGUGGCCCCUUUAUGUUUCACUGUCAUUAUUGUGCAGUGCUGCAAUUUCAUCCAGCUGUCGGCAAUUAAUCGGGGUGCUUUUCUCCUCCAUGUCUGACUUUAGCAUCCUGUGCUGGAAUGUUAGGGGUUUAAAUUUGCAAGCGCGCCGAGAUGCAGUGCGCGCGAUGAUCUCCACCACCACUUGCCAUCUUGCCUGUUUGCAAGAGACUAAAUUAUCAACGGUCGACAGGUCCAUUGUGAUGGCGCUUGGAGGACCAAAGCUUAAUAAAUUCAGUUUUAAACCUGCGGAAGGAAUUAGUGGAACACGGGGUGGUAUUCUUUUGCUUUGGGAUAGCGACCUACUCGAAUUGUCCAAUUUUACUAUCGGAGAAUUCCACAUAUCUGCAAAUGUCUCUCUUAAGGAUCGUUGUGCUUCCUUCUACCUGACAGUCGUCUAUGGACCAUCUUGUAGAGGCCGCAAGCCUGAUUUUCUAAGAGAGAUGAGUGCACAGAGGCCUCCUUCACCUUCCCCCUGGUUGGUCCUUGGGGAUUUCAACUGCACAUACAAAGCAAGCGACAAAAACAAUUCUAGAGUCAACCCUCGCCUAAUGCUUCUGUUCAGGCAAGCUCUUGACAUUUGCGACUUGAAAGAAAUUCCUUUGCAAAACAGGAAGUUCACUUGGAGCAAUGAGAGACGACAUCCCACUCUCGUAAGACUAGACAGAUUCUUCUGCAACUCUGAAUGGGAGGAGAUGUUCGGAAUAUUUGGUCUGCAUGCACUAUCAUCCUCGGUCUCUGACCACUGCCCGUUGCUCCUAUCCAAUACUACUAUGCCGAGGCGUCCACGUUCCUUUAGAUUUGAGAAUUUCUGGACCAAAUUACCAGGUUACCAGCAUACAGUUGAGCAAGCCUGGCUGGCACCGACCCAACAUCGUGAGCCUUUUCAUAGGCUGUACUACAAACUGCAGUUCACGGCCAAGGCGCUUAAGGAAUGGAGCUCCAAGUUAAUACCUGAUGCUAGACUCUUUAUGUAUAUGGCCCUAGAAGUUAUUCUAAGACUGGACAUGGCACAAGAAAAUAGGGGACUGUCCGACAUGGAAGUGAACCUCCGAAAUAGAUUGAAGAUGCGCAUCCUUGGCUAUGCGGUAAUUGAAAGGGCACGAAACAGGCAAAACUCACGCAUGCUUUGGCUUAAAUUCGGAGAUGCCAACACUAAAUUUUUCCACCGGAAAGCUGGCUCCAGGAGGCGAAAAAAUUUCAUUCAACGGUUGCGGAGCGGUAAUGGGUGGGUCUUCUCGCACAAUGAAAAAGCGCAAGAGCUACAAAAUUUCUUCCAUAAUGCUUUAAAGCGGCCAACCCCUAGAUCUAUCGACCUUAACUGGGACAUUAUCUCUGACCAGCAGUUUGAUCUAUCAAGCCUCGACGCGCCGUUCUCCGAGGAGGAAAUUAAGAGAAGUAUUGAUCUUUUACCAGGAGAUAAGGCUCCAGGGCCGGACGGCUUCACUGGUGUUUUCCUUAAAUCUUGUUGGACCAUUAUAAGACAUGAUCUCAUGGCUGCAGUGAAUGCUUUCUAUAAUAAUCGAUGCCUCAACCUCCAAUUAAUCAAUUCAGCAAACAUCAUUCUAAUCCCCAAAAAGGAAGGCGCGGAGGUAGCUGGGGACUUCAGACCUAUAAGCCUCAUCCAUUCUUUCAUUAAGAUUAUCACCAAAACCCUGGCUCUUCGUCUGGCGCCGAGAAUGAAUGAGUUAGUUUCACCUUGCCAAAGUGCCUUCAUUCAAAAAAGGAGCAUUCAUGAAAACUUCCUUGCAGUUAGAAGCGCUGUUAGGCGCUUCCAGCGUAUUAAUUCGCCCACGCUAUUCCUCAAGCUAGACAUUGAAAAAGCUUUUGACUCCGUCCGCUGGGAUUACUUGAUUGCCUUACUCCGCAAUUUGGGAUUCCCUGUGAGGUGGACUGACUGGAUCGCUUCUAUCCUCUCCACCUCAACAUCAAGAGUGCUCGUUAACGGGGUCCCUAACCCUCCUAUUCAUCAUGAGAGAGGUCUCAGGCAAGGCGAUCCUCUCUCCCCUCUUCUGUUCGUCUUGGCGAUAGACCCUUUGCAAAAAAUUCUAAAGAUCGCCGCGGACAGUGGAGCAUUGAGCAAGUUGGGAAACAGCUCGCCCAGCAUUAGGAUCUCGCUAUAUGCUGAUGAUGCAGCUUUGUUUGUUAAGCCGAAAAAAGAGGAUAUUGAGACAAUUGUCAAGUUGCUCACCUCAUUUGGCGAGGCCUCUGGUCUGAUGACCAAUUUUCAGAAGUCCAUGAUCGUCCCAAUCCGUUGCCAGGGGCUACCCCUUGAUGACAUCCUUAGUUGCUUCCCAGCCAGAAGAGCAACCUUCCCGAUCCGGUACCUGGGCCUCCCUCUCUCCACAACUAGACUCAGGAAGGAGCACUUCCAGUUUUUGGUGGACAAAGUAUUGAACAAACUGAGCAGCUGGAAUGGGAGAAAUUUCUCAGUGGCAGGGCGCUUAAAUCUGGUGAAAACAGUGCUUACCUCACAACCAAUUUAUCUAUUAACCGCCCUUAAUGCUCCCAAGGCAACGAUUAGCCUUCUAGACUCCAAAAGAAGACAAUUCCUUUGGGCUGGUUCUGAACGACUGACGGGCGGAAAGUGCAAAGUCAACUGGAAACGGGUGGCGAGGCCAAAAUCCCUUGGGGGCUUGGGAGUUCUUGACUUGGGCGCUUUUGCGCGUGCCUUGCGCGCGCGAUGGCUCUGGCAUAAUUGCACCUCAUCACAGAAUAUUUGGGACAACUUAGAGAUUCCUUGCUCUGAUGUUGAUAGACUGCUUUUUGCGGCAUCGACGACCAUUGAUAUUGGUGAUGGUUCUAAAAUCUCCUUCUGGGGCAACGCUUGGGUGAGGGGGCAAAGGCCAAAGGACUUGGCGCCUCGUCUCUUUUCUAUAUCAAGAAAUAAGAGGAAAUCUUUAGCGGAGGCGGUCACAAACAAUGCCUGGAUCAUGGAUCUUGCGCUGUUCGACAGACCGAUUACUCCCCACCACAUUCAUGAGUUCUGCAUUCUUUGGUCUGAAGUCCAAAAGAUCCAGUUUCACCCAGAGCGUGAUGAUGCCAUCACCUGGAAUUUCACUGUGGAUCACCGCUACACAGUCAAAUCGGCAUAUCAGGCACAAUUUUUGGGCUCUGUUCACACAAAUUAUGACCUCAUCAUCUGGAAGAACUGGGCGCCUCCAAAAUGCAAGUUUUUCAGCUGGUUAGCAAUUCAAAAUCGCAUUUGGACAGCAGAUCGAUUAGCCGCCAGGAAUUGGCCCCAUGAACCAACUUGCGUCUUGUGUCGUGCUGCCCAGGAAUCGGGGCUUCAUCUUUUUGUGGAAUGUCGUUUCAUCAAAAGAAUUUGGGAGGAAGUUGCUGUCUGGGUAGCUGUUCAGGGCCUGAAGCCGUCUAACUGGGGGCGACCCCCCGAGCUGGGGCAUUGGUGGGAAAAGCUGGCUUUUUUGCCGGGAUGCAAUAGAAAAGGCAUCAGAUCACUUUUGAUCCUUGUAAACUGGGAGAUUUGGCGAGAACGAAA